Kluyveromyces marxianus DMKU3-1042 is the source of this 576-nucleotide messenger RNA. RefSeq names its product Tma16p (gene TMA16). NCBI's taxonomy places the organism in Eukaryota, Fungi, Ascomycota, Saccharomycetes, Saccharomycetales, Saccharomycetaceae. Bases 1 to 576 code for a protein of 191 amino acids. The transcript has a single exon. Gene Ontology annotation, cellular component: nucleus. The record is from RefSeq and is a predicted model, not a curated record.
AUGCCAGUAACGAAGUCUUUAGGAAAAAUCCAAAAGGGUUUGAAAGGAAAAAAAUUCACCGUCCAUCCUAAAGGACGUAAAUUCCAACAACUUAACAGAGCUACUCUUCGUGAGGAAAAGAUCGCUCUUAAGAAGAAGGCACAUAAUGAAAAAAGAUCACAUGAAUUAUCUCGUAUGACAUUCAUUCAGUCAGCAAUUAACUCUGAUUCGUUAAAAGAGAAGAAGGUUUUCACUUAUGAAGAUACGGCUGUUUUAAUCCAAGAAUUUAUUGCUCGUGACGAUGAUGAAUUAAAUGAACUCAAGGCUAAGAGGAGGUCUAAUAGACCUCCAUCUGGUAGACAACUCCUUUUACAACAAAAAAGAGACCUAGAAAUGGAAGAAUUUAAAGCUGGUUUCCUAUGUCCGGAUUUAACUGAUGAGGAUAAUGUUGUUUUCUUGAGAGCAUGGAAUCAAACAUUUGGUGGUUUAAGUACAUUAAAACUUAUAAGAGUUAACGUUGAUGGUGAGAAGGUACUUGGUGGUACCAAGCCAGUAAAACCUACUACAGCCGAAAAAAAGGAUAUUGAAAUGUCUUAA